Molecule: messenger RNA, 2839 nt
Organism: Cuscuta epithymum
Lineage: Eukaryota; Viridiplantae; Streptophyta; Magnoliopsida; Solanales; Convolvulaceae
Source: the annotation of a GenBank genome assembly
ACCACAAAGUGAAGAAAACGAGUAGAGAAUAUAUAUAUAUACUUACUCGCCGGAAAAAUACACAUAUAUAAAUUUACGUAAGAAAUUGCCUAUAAACAAGAGAGGAGGGUCGUGAGAGGUCUAGGAAUAUUUCCCAAUAAAUUCCAGACCGAUUCGUAUUCACCGGAGCAUCCUAGAGGUCGCCGGAGUUGCAAGCCAAGGAAAUGGGUCUUCAGCAAGUGCGGAAAUUUGGCCGUAGAUAGGGGUGGCGGAGCUUCUCCUCGACGUCAGGAUCAUUUUGCAACUUGAAUCGUUUAAAUCCGUUACCUAAGGAGAAUUCAAGUGAAGAUCAAGCUAGAGAUUUUAUUAAGGAGAUUAUCGCAAUUUAAGAUGAUUAUGAUUAUGAAGAUUGAUGUACUUGCUGCCCGAGUGUUCCGCUAGUUGCACACGUUUGAUUAAUUAUUGUUGUUUAAAUUUGUAAUCCAUAAACUUGUUUUAAGUUUUAUCUGAUGGCUACUUGAAUUAAUGGUGGAUAGCCUGUGCACUCAAUCAUGUAUAGGUUGAGUGUGGCGGUGACACACCUGUUUUUCCAUUAAAGACUUCCGCUGUACUCUAAAUAUGUUUUAUAAUAAAGAUGUUUUCAUUUCAAAAUACUAUUUUAUUUUGGUGGGAAAAAUGGGGGUGUUACAAGUUGGUAUCAGAGACUUAAGUUUUCCUAAAGGAUUUGAACACGAGGUAAUAGGUUGUAUGGAGAAAUUCUGUCACCAAGACGAUAAGAGUCUAAGGCUGUUGGUUCUUAAUUGAGCCUUUGCGCUCGUCCAACUACCUGGGAAUUUCUCCUUGUGCUGAAACUUCGUUGUUCAAAAUCAUUGAAGGAAACCUUUGAAAUUGUACCUUCAAAAGGGAGAUUUUCAAAUAUUUUUAAGAUUAGGAAAGAUAAUAUAGCUAGGAAAUGGCCUUUUAGGAACGUGGUGAGGACCUUGUGAGUAUUUAUUUUCCUUACAUGUAUCAUGUAUGUGAUAAUUAUGCUAAUUGUGGGCCCAUUUGAGAAAUGGGAACCCCAAAUGAUAAAAUGGGAAUGCCUCAUAAGGCAAAAUUCCGAAGUGGCUAAGGUAUGUACAAACAUUAUGUGUGAAAGUGCUUUUAUGUGAAGUAUGAAUCCUCUGUAUGAUUGUUAUGUACAUUUUUAUAUGAUCAUGUUGCAUAGCCUAUGGAAUCCUUAGUUGAACUAGGAUUCUUAGGAGUAAAAUAUAGAAAAUCUUACACGAAUACUUUAUGUCAUUAAGAUAUCAUGGCACCGAGAAGAGACCCUGAUAACACGCCCACCAAUGCUGAGUUGGCACAAAGCGUUCAACAACUGGCACAAUUCAUGCACACACUAGGUGCUACUGUGCUCCAGAACAAUCAAAACCAGAACAACGGGAAUGAUGCCGCAAAACGAGUGGCAUCUCGCAACCCUCCAAGCUUUCAUGGGCAAGAAGAUCCUCGUAUCCUCGAGAAUUGGCUCCGACUCUUUGACAAACUCUUCGACGCGGUGAGCUGUCCGGAAGAGCAAAGGGUUGACAUUGCUGUUUACUAUUUACAGCAAGAGGCAGAUAACUGGUGGGUCUCAUCAGGCCCAACUUUACGUCAACAACCUGACUUCAAUUGGGAAGCUUUCAAGAUUGCCAUGAGGAAACGUUUUUAUCCUGCACACGUUCAGGCCACCAUGCGUGAUGAAUUCAUACAUUUGAAACAGAUGGGCAUGAGUGUCCAAGAAUAUCACAAUAAAUUCGUGGACCUCGCGCCAUUUGCGAAAACAAUAGUGCCUGAUGAAAGCACCAAAGUUGAGAAAUUUAUCUACGGAUUAAACUAUGAUACGCAGAAAAUCGUCGCUGUUUUGGGUUGCCAAACUCUGACUGAUGCUUAUGAUAGAGCUGCAGUUCACUAUCGAGUUCAGCAAAUACAAAGAGAGAGGAACCAGAAGAUGAAGAGGGACGAAGAUGGAGGUCGAGGAGAAAAGAGGGUCAGAGUGCACCCACCUACACAGCAACAAGAAGGGAGGAGGAGGAGAGAUGACCAAGGUGGAAGAAAUUUCCACAGUCAAAACCAACAAAAUGAUCGAAGAGCUGCUCCCAGAGAUAGGCACUUCUACUGCAAGAGGUGCGGGAGAGAUCAUCCCGGUGUUAACUGCGAUGGAAGCCUGACAAAAUGUUUCAAUUGUGGGAAGCUAGGGCACCGAACCUUCGAGUGUCUCUCAAAGACCAAUGGGGCACCAGUGAACCAGGUGCAAUACCGUAUUGGAGGAAGACCAGAUAUGAACCAAGCUGGGCCAAAUGGAGGACAAAAUAACAACAACAAUGCCGCCGCCAACAACAACAACCGCAACCCUCGAGGAGGAGGGGAGAAUAAUCAUGGCAAUGGCAAUGGCGGGAACAAUGGCAACGGCGGAAACAACGGCAACCGUCCGAACCAAGGGCGAAUCAUGGUGAUGAAUCAGGCCCAAGCCAAUGCUAAUGAUGUGGUUUCAGAAGGAGAAUUCAAGUGAAGAUCAAGCUAGAGAUUUUAUUAAGGAGAUUAUCGCAAUUUAAGAUGAUUAUGAUUAUGAAGAUUGAUGUACUUGCUGCCCGAGUGUUCCGCUAGUUGCACACGUUUGAUUAAUUAUUGUUGUUUAAAUUUGUAAUCCAUAAACUUGUUUUAAGUUGUAUCUGAUGGCUACUUGAAUUAAUGGUGGAUAGCCUGUGCACUCAAUCAUGUAUAGGUUGAGUGUGGCGGUGACACACCUGUUUUUCCAUUAAAGACUUCCGCUGUACUCUAAAUAUGUUUUAUAAUAAAGAUGUUUUCAUUUCAAAAUACUAUUUUAUUUUGGUGGGAAAAAUGG